Panicum hallii is the source of this 705-nucleotide messenger RNA. Its product is annotated as transcription factor MUTE. The record is from RefSeq and is a predicted model, not a curated record. Bases 1 to 705 code for a protein of 234 amino acids. Gene Ontology annotation, biological process: positive regulation of DNA-templated transcription; stomatal complex development; guard cell differentiation. The transcript is spliced from 2 exons. Gene Ontology annotation, molecular function: protein dimerization activity; DNA-binding transcription factor activity. Gene Ontology annotation, cellular component: nucleus. Lineage: Eukaryota; Viridiplantae; Streptophyta; Magnoliopsida; Poales; Poaceae.
AUGUCGCACAUCGCGGUGGAGCGCAACCGGCGGCGGCAGAUGAACGACCACCUCAAGGUGCUCCGCUCGCUGACGCCGGCGCUCUACAUCAAGCGUGGCGACCAGGCCUCCGUCAUCGGCGGCGCCAUCGACUUCAUCCGGGAGCUGCAGCAGGUGCUCGAGUCCCUCGAGGCCCGCAAGAAGCGCCGCAGCAGCGCCAGCGGCGGCUUCAGCCCCAGCCCCACGCCCAGCCCGCGCUCCCACCUCGCCCUCUCCUCCUCCUCCGGCGGCCGCGGCGCCGCCACCAGCAGCGCCGGGAGCAGCACCCCGUCCCCGCCCGUACUGGUGGUCGGCAACAAGCACCAGCAGGCCCUGGCGGUGAAGGAGCUCGCCGCCUGCUGCAACUCCCCCGUGGCCGACGUGGAGGCCAGGAUCUCCGGCGCCAACGUCCUGCUGCGCACGCUCUCCCGCCGCGCCCCCGGCCAGGCCGCCAGGAUGGUCGCCCUGCUCGAGGCGCUCCACCUGGAGGUGCUCCACCUCAACAUCAGCACCAUGGAGGACACCGUCCUCCACUCCUUCGUCCUCAAGAUCGGGCUCGAGUGCCAGCUCAGCGUCGAGGAUCUCGCCUACGAGGUGCAGCAGACCUUCGUCUGCUUCCGGGAGCAAGAAGAGCAGCAGGGCCACCAGCUGCAGGAGAAUCUCAUGUACUCAGCCAUGGCCAUAUAA